CAUUCCCGCAACCCGAUUCCUCUGACUGGCUCAACCUGUUUCACCCCGUCUCGGAAUCUCAACAGUAGCGUUAUUCAAUAAGGAGGCGUGUCGCCCAGUCGGUGGAGUAAGCGACCGGGAGCCACGUGUGGCGGAUGUAUAUCUGGUUCCAUUGUGUGGGGUUGAGACCAUGUGUUGACACACACAAGUCCCCACGACACACCGGGACACACUGCCCGGGCAAACACCCCCAGACGCCUAAUUAAAUAAACACAGACUCACUUACCUCUCGGGGGGGAUGAGUCCCUCGUGGGGAGGAGGCAUCAAAGAUGUGGCUAAGUAAUAGUGCUCUUGUCGGAAGAAGAAAAUAUGCCAUAUGGUGUUUAAUAAUAUAUCAAAGUUUUGGCGCUGAUGGCCUACACCGCUGUGAACGCCGUCGGUCCAGCCAGAAAGCCCUGGAACCAAUCCCCCAACAUCUCUGUGUGCGAUGAUACCAGAUAGCAGAAUCCCUGUAAUAAUGUUCCCUUCGGAGAAUAUAAAUGUCAACUGAAGCAGCAAAUCUUCAACGUAAAAAACGUCUUCUGGCGCGGCUAGCGUUCCAGCGUUGAAACUUGUAACGGGGACUUUUUACGUCUAUCAAUACGACCCUUGAACUGUGGACGCAUUUCUGGAUUACUUCAGUGAGCGUUGUGGAAGUUGUAGCGCAUACAUUGCGGUUAAUGAUCUCGAUGCGAGGACAACCAUUUGAAGAAGAUUUAUAAAGCGUCUUGAUUCAGAAACCUUCAUAUAUCUCAGCUGUGGAAUUUUACCAAGAGAUCGUCGAACAAGCGUGCUGUCUGGCCCCUGGAUACAUUCAGAGUAAUUCAAUGGGGUGUUACACACUUACGGACCAUCAGCGUCAUCCUCUGUGUUCAAGAAGUGGUGGUCAUCUUUUUAUUUUGUGAACAAUCUCAUCAGUCUUUUGUUUUGUUUUCACGUAAUAAUGGCGUCACUACGUGACGUCUUUCAUGUGCUGACAUCAGUAUUAUUGUUGGUAUUACUGACGGUAGAGGGCGCCACAACCCGGAAGAGGAAUAAAGCCUCCGACGAUGUUUGGCUGUCGGAUUUGAUAGACUAUGACUACCUGGGUGAUGCCCCGGAUGCAGGAAGUGACUUUUGCCCUCCAGUUCCAUCAGUGCUACCUUCCGGUUCCUGUACCCAGACUCCCUGCAACUCAGACCGCACAUGCGCAGACAUAAACGGGAAGUGUUGCUACAAUGGGUGCAUCUACACAUGUCUUUAUCAAGUUGGUAUUCCAGGAUAUUUUGAUUGGUCAAAAGAGCCACGUCGACGUCUAAGUUCGGGUCGCUCCUGGCUUGUGGAUAGUCCGGAUACCGUCAGUGAAGCUGAGCCGUGCAGUACAACUCCAGUCGAGGCUGACGAGGACCCUCUGUUGUGUCCCCAUGGUUACGUGUGCAGCAUUGAAGAGCAGGGAGAUUCCAGAAAGGGAAUUCCCAACAGGGGGCGCUGUGUCAUAAAGAAUAACGAAAACGAGGACAACGCAGAGGACAUGUCAACAGCUCGGCCGCCAGUCCUCCCGGAGAAGAUCCAGCGCCAGAUGCGGAAGGAGAGAGUGUGUGAGGAAGAGAACGGAUUCCUCAUCCUAGAGGGCGCUACUGUGCAGAGAAAGGGGAGACGAUGCAAAUGCAGAAGAGGCAAGUUGGUGUGUCAGAGGAGGAGAUCGCUUCAGUCAACAAGGAAACCAAAAAACAGAAAGAGGGAGGAAGCUUGAAGUUUCUGGAACGUGGAAUAUACACAAGUUGAAGUCAACCAUCAUAUUCUUCUCCCAAGAUAUCGGUGCGGACUCUGUGUGUUCGACCAACUGGAGCGAACAUGACACAUUCAUUCAUCCUUUGUGGACAAUGGGAAAAAGUGUGAAACCAAAUAUCCAAAUGAUCAUACAAUAUAUGUGUAAUCCACAGACUGAAUGGAUAUACGUUUCUGAUGCUACCCGAUUAACUUGGUGUAUAUAUCUAAGCAAAUGUGCUUUGAAGGUAACAUCAUCGAAGACGCUUCGCCACUUUUAUAUAUCGAAAAAUAUAAUUAUUCACUUGUAUACCUCUGUUGUAUAUGUUGUUAUAUAUUGUAUUCGUGCUUGAAGGUCGUUAUAACGAGAACUAUGUGCAUACUUUAUGUUGAACUCAUACUUACCACUGGAUGAAACAUUACACGCCUUUUGGGGGAGACUAGUGGGGUAAGCCUUCCUUUGUCACACGGAAGACCCGGGUUCGAUCCCCC
Haliotis rubra (blacklip abalone) is the source of this 2256-nucleotide messenger RNA. Its product is annotated as WAP four-disulfide core domain protein 1-like. Lineage: Eukaryota; Metazoa; Mollusca; Gastropoda; Lepetellida; Haliotidae. The record is from RefSeq and is a predicted model, not a curated record. Gene Ontology annotation, cellular component: extracellular region. Gene Ontology annotation, molecular function: peptidase inhibitor activity. Gene Ontology annotation, biological process: regulation of cell growth. The transcript is spliced from 10 exons. The coding region runs from base 962 to 1750 and encodes 262 amino acids.